AAAGGGAAGAGUACUUGUCAUUAUAAAAUGCAACAUUAAUUUCUCCAAGGUCAAACCUCCAAAACUAAACAUCUAGCUCUAACACGAAAAUGGAAAACCAAAAGUGCAACAAAGAACACCCUCAAGUGGUAGUGGUGAUGGUACCACUACCAGCACAAGGCCAUCUAAACCAACUCCUUCACCUCUCUCAUCUCAUCACCACCUACGGAAUCCCGGUCCAUUUUGCCGGUUCCUCCACCCACAACCGCCAAGCGAAGCUCCGAUUACAAGGUUGGGACACCGAAACUCUAACAAAAAUACAUUUUCAUGACUUUGAACUCCCUCCUUAUGACUCAACUUCUCCAAAAAUUGACCUUUCCUGCCCUUUCCCCCAACACCUCCUACCACUUUUCGAGGCUUCAACUCAUCUCCGUGAUCCCGUAUCUCAACUCUUACAACAACUCUCGGGAAAGUUCGAUAGAGUCGUGGUAAUUCACGACGUUAUAAUGGCUUAUGUAGUACAAGAUGUUAAGCUCCUCCCAAAUGCUGAAGCCUACACUUUUAACCCCAUCUCCGCAUUUACGACGUUCCUCCAAACAUGGGAAACGAUACCCGAAAAUUACAAACUACAUUUUCAGCUACAACAUUCCACUACCGAUAUUAUUCCAAAGGACAUCCUUACUGAUGCUUAUAGGUGCAUGUCAAAAGAGAUGUUGGAGUUUGCAAUGAAUCAGUUUAAACUCCUGGGGUUCAAGUCUGGGUGGCUAUACAACACCUCGAGAGUUAUUGAAGGACGAUAUCUUCAACUGUUAGAGACAAUACAUUCGACGAAGGAGGAAACAAAACACUUUGCCUUGGGACCUUUUAGUCCGGUGGUUAUUGAAAGCGCCGAAAAUAGACAUCAUUCGUUCAAAUGGUUGGAUGAACAAGAGAAGGAUUCAGUGAUUUAUGUGUCUUUUGGGUCGACGGUAUCAUUGAGAGGUGAUCAGAUUGAAGAGCUUGCAAAAGGGUUGGAGGAAUCCGGUGAGAAGUUUAUAUGGGUGUUAAGAGGAGCUGAUCCAAAUGAUGUUUUUGCUCAAGGUGAUCAAGUCACAAGGCCUCAUCUUCAACAAGGGUACGAAGAAAGAGUGAAAGAUAGGGGAAUUGUGUUGAGAGAUUGGGCACCUCAGUUAGAAAUCUUGGCUCAUCCAUCAGUUGGUGGGUUCAUGAGUCAUUGUGGGUGGAAUUCAUGUAUGGAAAGUAUAAGUAUGGGAGUGCCGAUAGCGGCGUGGCCGAUGCAUUCUGAUCAGCCAAGGAAUGCGAUAUUGAUAAGUGAGGUGCUGAGAAUUGGUAUGGUGGUCAAAGAUUGGGCUCGCCGCAGUGAGCUUGUGACGUCGAGUACGAUAGCAAAUGUGGUGAAAGCGUUAAUGGCGUCGGAGGAAGGGAAGGAGAUGAAGGAAAGGGCUGCAAAAUUAGGUGAAGGUGUUAGAGAAUCGGUUGCUCAAGGUGGUGUUGCUAGUUUAGAAAGAGAUGAUUUCAUUGCGUAUAUCACCCGAUGAUACCAACUUUUUAUAUAUAAGUACUCUCGCUACUAAGAUCUUGAUUAAAUCACCUUAUUUCAGUACCUUAUUAUUAGCUAGAUUGAAUCUGAAAAGCUUUUUUAUCUUUACAAAUCGAAAAGUUAUUUAGAGCACCUAACAAUUAUUUAAAAAUAUUUCUUUUUGUUGUAUUUAUUUUUUUGGUAAAU
This is a messenger RNA of Spinacia oleracea (spinach), 1705 nucleotides long. Its product is annotated as zeatin O-glucosyltransferase-like. The coding region runs from base 90 to 1517 and encodes 475 amino acids. Lineage: Eukaryota; Viridiplantae; Streptophyta; Magnoliopsida; Caryophyllales; Amaranthaceae. The record is from RefSeq and is a predicted model, not a curated record. Gene Ontology annotation, molecular function: UDP-glycosyltransferase activity. The transcript has 2 exons.